This is a messenger RNA of Sarcophilus harrisii (Tasmanian devil), 2041 nucleotides long. RefSeq names its product phosphoinositide-3-kinase interacting protein 1 (gene PIK3IP1). The record is from RefSeq and is a predicted model, not a curated record. Bases 1 to 852 code for a protein of 283 amino acids. The transcript is spliced from 6 exons. NCBI's taxonomy places the organism in Eukaryota, Metazoa, Chordata, Mammalia, Dasyuromorphia, Dasyuridae.
AUGCGCUCCGGCUCGGCCCGGCGGCCCCGGGCGCCGCUGCCCCCGGCCUGGGGGCCCGCGCUGCUGCUGGGCGCCGCGCUCCUGGGCGCCGCCGCGGGCUCCCGGGGAGGCUGCUUCUGGGACCGGGGGCGUCUGUACAAGGCGGACCAGGGCUUCUCUGCGGACGGACUGCUCUGUCUCAGCUGGCAGGAAGCGCAAGGGCAGGGGGCAGAGCGCCUGGCCCCUGAUGUGGCCCCGGGCCCGAGAAGCACAAUGGAGAACCACAGCUUCUGCCGGAACCCGGACUCGGACGUAGCCGGGCCCUGGUGCUACGUGAGGGGCUCCUCGGGAGCUCCCGAGAAGCGGCGCUGCGAGCCCGUCCUGUGCGCAGGGACCCCUACUCAGGGAACAUCGCCCCUUACCACUGCUGCAGGGGCGUCUCAGGGACCGCAAGGGGCCGACGGGGAAGUGUUUGAGGUUGCAGACUCUCUGCCCUCCAACAGCGAGUCGGCAGCUGUGCAGCCCGUGAUUGGGGUCAGCCAGAAAGUGAGGAUGAUGUCGGAGAAGAAAGACCUCGGAACGCUGGGCUACGUGCUGGGAAUCACCAUGACGGUAGUCAUCAUCACCAUCGGCGCUGGCAUCGUCCUGGGCUAUGUCUACAAGAGGGGCAAGGACUUCAAAGAGCACCGGGAACAGAAAACCUACGAGCGGGAGAUGCAGCGGAUCACCCUGCCCCUGUCCGCCUUCAUGAACCCUGCAUGUGAGAUGGUGGACGAGAAAACCAUCGUGAUUCACGCCCACCGGACUCCCGGGGAGGACGUCAAGGAUGGCAAUGCUCCCCUCAUGGGCCAGGCUGGCACGCCGGGGGCCUGAGCUGGGGGCCAGGGGCCAGGAGACCUCACCGCCACCGCCGUCCUGGGCCAGCCCCCUUCCCAGAGCGGGGAGGGACCCUCGUCUUCUGUUAGGGUGUUUUUGGGGCAAAUUCCAGAGACAGAGGGCCCCGCUCCUGCGCUCGGGUCUCCGUCCCUUAGGGCAGGACCGCGCCCGACGGAGCUAACUGGCAGCAGCUUCUGCAGGGGCUUCCCACGGAACUCCGACAGGGACGGGGACCAGUGCCACGUCUUCCCUCUGCGCCCCAAUUCCACACGGCCAGGCUUCCCCCUGUCCCCGCCUCUGGGGGGGUGCAUGGCACAUAGGGACUGUUACCUUUUAUCUUUCAAGAAAAAUGGGAGCUUUGAGGUAGGGUGGGCUGGGGGGGAUGGCAGGUGGCCUCCCAGUUGUGUUUGUGGCCCUUUGGAGCCAUGAACUAGUUUUUGCACUUAAGAGACAUGGCCAGGAGAGCUAGAAACGCAGGGAGCUCGGGACGGGUCCAGGGGGGCUGCAACCAGCCCGCGUCCCAGGGACAAGAAAAGCGAAUGAUUGACCGUUCCGUGUAGACCAAGGACUGGGCACAGGUGCCUUAGGCCAGCACAGGGGGUUGGAGCCAGAAGUUCUAAAUGGGGAGAAUGACGGGGAACAAGGGACGAUAUUUUAGGAUCCACAACUAUCCAAGGACCUGGAAAUGUCGUCGGUGAAUGUCGUCGGGGCUGGAUCCUCCAGGCGUUUCCCAGGAGGCUCCUGCAGAAGCUCCGGGGUAAUGAGGGCCAGGGCUCACAGCACAGGCUUCUUCCCUCUGCCAGCCUCUGCUGGCCCACGGCUGCGCUGGAUGGGGGCCGCCAGCCACCCUGUUCCCAUGGGGUCCGCCUCUCACUGCUCCUCACGAGGCCUUAGGAAGGGGGGACUUCCCCAACUGCACCUGCUCGCCCGCUCCCCAAGUCCUGGCAGUCCCGGGGGUGUGGGGGUGCACCGGCCCUGGAGCCGUGGGUGGCUCCGGGGGAAAGCCCUGGCUUGGAGUCCAUCCUCCCGGCUGCCCAAGAGGGGGCUGCCAUGUUACUGGUUCUAACUUUUUGUUGCUGUACCCAUUUUCCUGUUUUAUAUACCUCACUCUAACACCUGCACAUGGAGGCAGGAAGCCACUCUGGAUUCUACUGGGUAAAAAACACAUUAAACAGGACAAAACUCA